Messenger RNA from Cornus florida, 738 nucleotides. Its product is annotated as auxin-induced protein X10A-like. The transcript has a single exon. The coding region runs from base 226 to 528 and encodes 100 amino acids. NCBI's taxonomy places the organism in Eukaryota, Viridiplantae, Streptophyta, Magnoliopsida, Cornales, Cornaceae. Gene Ontology annotation, biological process: response to auxin. The record is from RefSeq and is a predicted model, not a curated record.
AAACCAUGUGAUCCUUCAUCUGUAACACCACCACCUAAAUCUCUCUUGACCACUCAUUCUACAUUUCAAAGGAUUUCUUACAUGGCCUUUUACCUAUAUAUACACACACACACAUAUUAGUCAGUCUACAACCAACACAACUCUUUUCAUUCUUCACUCUCAAAGCAUUCAUUUGUUUUGCAAACUCUUUGUGAUCUUUGUCUCUUUUGUUGUUCAUACAACACAAUGGGUUUCCGCAUGCCUCGUAUUAUUAAUGCUAAGCAAAUUCUCCGCAUGACUAAUUCGGCAGCAGACCAAGCAGCUUCAACAACUCUAAAUGUCCCGAAAGGCUAUUUUGCAGUUUAUGUUGGAAAGAGUGAAAUGAAGCGAUUCGUGGUUCCUAUAUCAUACUUGAACCAGCCUUCAUUUCAGGACUUGUUAAGUCAAGCUGAGGAAGAAUUUGGUUUUGACCAUCCAAUGGGUGGUCUCACAAUUCCCUGCAAAGAGGACCUCUUCAUUGAUAUCACUUCUCAGUUGAGCAGAUCAUGAGACAUUUCUAUGCAUAUAGACACAAUUUUGUAAAUCAGUAGUCCAUUUCCAUAUACAAAUUUCAGCUUUGUAUCUUUUUUUUUUUUCAGAUAGGAGAUUGGGGAUGGAAGAAAAUGUCCCCCUGUUUCAAAAUGUUAUAAAGCAGAGAUCAUGCUGUUUUCAGAUUAUUUGAAAAGCAAAUACAUCAUUUCAUUGAAAUCUUUGUUUCUA